AUGGCAGCACCAGGAAGCACGGCCAAUGGGAUGCUUGUGUUCAUGCCCCCAAACAGCGCUGGCAUCAUCCACCAAGGCCAGGGAGUCUCUCGUGCCAUUCCCCUAACUCCUGAGAUGGUGCAAUAUGGGCCCCAGCAGUUCACAGUCAUGAACCCUGGGAACCAACCUCUUGGGUCAAUGUACUCCGGGAGUCCCGCUGAACAGGUCGCGCAGCUAAGGAAAGUAGGGAUGAUGGAGAUAUUCCUCAAAGCCCAGCCCAAGACCCUGGGGGCCAUCCAGAUCUUGAUUGGGCUGAUACAUAUUGGCUUUGGAGGUGUCUCUACAAUUUUCAUCAAAUACAUUUCUGUCUCUGGCAUCGUGGGAUACCCGUUCUGGGGAGGAACUGUUUUCAUCUUUUCUGGAUCCCUCUCAGUUGCAGCUGAGAAUCGUGGCAACAUAUGUCUGGUGAGAAGCAGCCGGGGAAUGAACAGAACUAGUGCCUUCUCCUCAGCCAUUGGGAUCAUUCUCUUUCUAACGGAGCUGAUUAUUAAUGUGUCACAUUAUGAGCACAAGGAUGAGAAAUAUCAUUGGUUGAAUGCUGUGAAGGGUAUCACGAUCAUGCUGCUCUUGUUAUCCAUCCUGGAAUUCUCCAUCGCUGUCUCAACCUCGUACUUUGCCUCCCAAGCCAUCUGCUAUACACCCAACACAACCAUGUUGUUCAGGCCAUAUGCUGCCAAUGAAAACUUUGAGGUUCCCUCUGCACCAAUACCCCCUCCACCACCUUACACUAAUGAGGCUUAUGACCCCAAAGAAGAGACUGAGUAA
Molecule: messenger RNA, 804 nt
Organism: Gopherus evgoodei (Goodes thornscrub tortoise)
Lineage: Eukaryota; Metazoa; Chordata; Testudines; Testudinidae
Product: membrane-spanning 4-domains subfamily A member 15-like
Exons: 6
Coding region: 1-804 (267 amino acids)
Biological process (GO): cell surface receptor signaling pathway
Cellular component (GO): plasma membrane
Source: RefSeq, a predicted model, not a curated record